Molecule: messenger RNA, 1136 nt
Organism: Medicago truncatula (barrel medic)
Lineage: Eukaryota; Viridiplantae; Streptophyta; Magnoliopsida; Fabales; Fabaceae
Product: translocon-associated protein subunit alpha
Exons: 8
Coding region: 85-855 (256 amino acids)
Cellular component (GO): endoplasmic reticulum; endoplasmic reticulum membrane
Source: RefSeq, a predicted model, not a curated record
ACACGAACAAUAACCUUAUUUACAAAUCUCUUGUUUUAUUUCAUCGUUGAAAAUUCAUUCGGAAAAUAACACAUCACCAUAACCAUGGCUUCCUUCAACUCCUUCUGGAUUUUCUCUCUCGCUUUUUUCCUCAUCGCUUCACCGUUCCUUCAAGUUGCUAGGUCAGAUGAAGGUGUGGAUACUACUACUGAAGAAGGAAGUGAUAUUGGCGUCGUUGGUGAGGAAGCCCCAGACUUUGAUAGCAUUGGGGACUUUUCUCCUGCUCCAGGAAUUGAUACAAUAAGUGUAUUUCCAAAAAAUUUUGCAAAAUUGGUUACCGCUGGAGAAGAUACAGAGCUGCUUGUGGGUGUAAAAAAUAAUGGAGACUCCAGCUUGAAUGUUGUUGCAAUCAAGGCUAGUGUUCACCUUCCUGUUGAUCAUCGUCUGCUUGUUCAAAAUCUUACUGCUCAGGUUUUCAACAAUGGUUCUGUACCAGCCUCAGCGCAAGCUACUUUCCCAUACAUAUUUGCAGUCAGUAAAUUCUUGCAGCCUGGGAGUUUUGAUCUUGUCGGCACUAUUAUUUAUGAGAUAGACGAGCAACCAUACCAAAGCACCUUCUUUAACGGCACUGUUGAAGUUGUUGAAGCUGGUGGUAUUCUUAGCAUCGAAUCUGUCUUUCUUGUUACUCUUGGAGUUGCCCUCCUUGUCCUCCUGGGGCUAUGGAUUCAUGGUCAAAUACAAAACCUAUCUAAGAAAACAAAGAGGGCUCCAAAGGUUGAAGUUGGAACUAGAUCUACAGAUGCUUCAACAGACGAAUGGCUACAGGGAACUGCAUAUACUCAGUCUCUGUCGAGCAAAUCAAAGAAGAAGAAGUAGAUAAAAGAUUUCUCAAGUUCUUCAGCUACACAUGACUAGAGAUGUAACACACCAUGUUAAUUAGUUUGAGAGAGCACAAGGAAUUGUGGCUUGAAUGAUUACCUGCUUUUUCUGUUGUAGUUUAAAGUUUUUUUUCCUUUCCCUUCCAAUGAGGUUGAGCUUUUUCUAAGAAAAAACUAACAGGGAUCUGAGUUAGGAAGGAUAGAACUUUUGAAAAGUGGCACAAUUUUUGUUAGAUAAUGUUCAUUUUACUAUCUAUAUUGUGUUUUUCUUAUUGUUUA